Messenger RNA from Dentiscutata erythropus, 255 nucleotides. The record is from the annotation of a GenBank genome assembly. NCBI's taxonomy places the organism in Eukaryota, Fungi, Glomeromycota, Glomeromycetes, Diversisporales, Gigasporaceae.
AUGAUAUUUGAUGAAAUUAGAAAUAGUUUUAAGAAUGGUGAUAAUGCGGACAUUAAAGGCUCUAUAAAUGGUGAUGAUGAUAUUAAUGAGAAUAUUAAAAAGAUUAUUGUUGAUCUAGAUAUUAUUCAUAAUGAAAAUAUUGAAAUUUUUGAUAUUACUUAUGAUGAAAAUAAUCUCGUUAAUUUAGGUAUUAUUAAUGAAAAUUAUAAAAAGAUUCUUGAUAAUAAUCUUAUUGAUGAAAUUAUUAAAAUCAUU